Molecule: messenger RNA, 2865 nt
Organism: Peromyscus maniculatus bairdii (prairie deer mouse)
Lineage: Eukaryota; Metazoa; Chordata; Mammalia; Rodentia; Cricetidae
Gene: Cdin1
Product: CDAN1 interacting nuclease 1
Biological process (GO): erythrocyte differentiation
Cellular component (GO): cytoplasm; nucleus
Source: RefSeq, a predicted model, not a curated record
CCUAAAAGACACAAAGUCUUUCGCGCGCAGCCGCCACUUCCUGAUUGCUCUGCCCUUACCUAAGAUGGCGGCUAGUUGCCUUCGGCCCGGCUUACUGCGGCUGCUCAGUACACUGCUGGCGCAAACAGGUCUACAGCCCUCCUGAACCGCGGAGGUGAAUCCUGGGACGCAGCGUGUCUCCGCCCCGCGGUGCAGCUAGGGGGUGUGCUUUGGGGGCAUAGGGGCUAGCUAAGGAGGAGCAGGACCCAGGGUCGUGCUGCGAUCGGCCUUUCCCUCGCUUCCUGGCACCAAGGCUGCACGAGCCCAAGGGUGAUUUUUUUUUCCCCUUGGGCCCAAUAUGAUACUAACCAAAGCCCAGUACGAGGAGAUAGCCCAAUGCCUAGUGUCUGUACCGCCCACCAGGCAGAGCCUGAGGAAGCUGAAGCAGAGGUUCCCCAGUCAAUCGCAGGCCACUCUGCUGAGCAUCUUCUCCCAGGAGUACCAGAAACAUAUUAAAAGAACACACGCCAAACAUCACACUCCAGAAGCGAUUGAAAAUUAUUACCAGAGGUACCUGAACGGCGUGGGGAGAAACGGAGCAGCCCCUGUGCUCCUGGAGCUAGCCAAUGAGGUGGACUAUGCACCCUCAUUAAUGGCUCGGAUUAUCCUGGAGAGAUUUCUACAGGGGCAUGAACAGACUCCACCCUCCAAGUCUGUUAUAAAUAAUAUGCUACGGGACCCUUCUCAGAUUCCAGAUGGAGUUCUAGCCAACCAGGUCUAUCAGUGCAUUGUGAACGACUGCUGUUAUGGACCGCUGGUGGACUGCAUCAAGCAUGCUAUUGGCUAUGAGCAUGAAGUCCUGCUGAGAGACUUACUUCUGAAGAAAAACCUGUCCUUCCUAGAUGAAGAUCAGCUCCGUGCAAAGGGCUAUGACAAAACACCAGACUUCAUUUUACAGGUGCCAGUUGCUGUGGAAGGGCACAUAAUUCACUGGAUUGAAAGCAAAGCCUCAUUUGGUGAUGAAUGUAGCCACCACGCCUACCUGCAUGGCCAGUUCUGGAGCUACUGGAAUAGGUUUGGACCAGGCUUGGUCAUCUAUUGGUACGGAUUUAUCCAGGAACUGGACUGUAACCGGGAAAGAGGCAUCCUGCUCAAAGCCUCUUUCCCCACAGACAUCGUCACCUUAUGCCAUAGCACAGCUUGACCCUGAAGAUCCUGGAAGAGAAGCCGGAAGCAAUGUGACUUUCCUGCUGUAUAAACUUCUGGCAACAUCUGCCCUGAACUUCAGCUGAACCCUGGCUGCUGCAGUCGCAGCCCUACCUCUCUAGACAAACAUAUCAAGAGUUUCUGUUUUCCUUCAUCGCUAGCCGAUGUGAAUAGCCAAGAACUGCGGACACAACCCACUCAUUAUCAGCAUCUCCGUCUCCGACACAGUUAGUUUAUAGAUAGUCAUAAUCCUGCUUCCUUCCGAAUGCUUUCUCCUUGCAUACCGAACAGAAGGGACAGUGUGGAGACUGAAGGGUGUGAUUUUUCAGUUCUCCUCCGUUAUGGAACACUCCCUUGCUUUUCCUUUUAAAGCUCCAUUCAUUGGCUCUCCCUGCUUUCUCUGCAUUGGUAUACUCUGGUACUAAGUGUUGCACUAACAUCAGGGAAUAACCUAGCACAAACCUAGAAAAGCUGGAGACAGGAAGUCUGUUAGCAAGUGUUCCUUCUCACCUGGGGCUCAGCAGAGCCGGACAGGACCUUUUCUGUGGAGACCUACGGCCUUGUGACUUCUGUGGCAUCCAGCCAAGCUGCAAAAAUCCCCCUUGAUGAGAAUUUCCUCUUUUCAUGAAGCUUAUUUGAACACGAGCAUUUCACAUUGAUCUCACCUUAAAGUAUGAGACGCUUUGUGUCCGGCAAACCAUGCUCCUUUGGCUUGGGGCUGAGGCAGAGGACUGACGCUCAGCCUCCCUCUCUACAGUGGCCUUUGAAACAUGACUGGUGGCCUAUACAAUGUUGGCCACUAUUUUUAUGAGUUUUUUUUUAAGUACAUUCAUACAUACUGCUUUGUGUCUGCAUUUUAUACCAAAUAAUUGUAUAAUGCCCAAAUAAUUUAGACAUUAUAGUCAGCUUUGAAUGAAUUAAGUGUUCCAGAAAAAUCCUAGAGUAAUUUUUAAAUAAGCAAAAUAAAAGAGAUUUUGUAUUUAUUCACUUUUAUAUACUGCAGACCAGACUUCAGUCCGAAGCAAAACAUCAAUAAAAUAAUUAUAAACCUAUCUUUUGGGAAAUUUAAAAGUAAUCUGUAUCCCCCCCCCAAAAAAAAAAGUAUUUAACAAUAUUUGCCCCAGUGCUUGUAAAAAUGUCGCUUUUAAAAUAUUGAGUAGAUGUUUUUAGAAGUAAAAAUAAGGCUUUUGGAAACACCUUAAGUCUUACACAUUGGUGAGUUCCUCUUGUACCUGGUCAGUGAGAAACUUGCCCUGUUGCCUUCCUGCCAAGGGCCACGAGUGUGGCAGGUCAGGAUAGGAUGGUAAGCCCUCCUGGGAGACGGCACUAAAUCACGGGGUCGGAGGCAGAGUGGGGAGGAAGCCUCAGGCAGGUUUUGCAUAUGAAACAGAUGGUUCGAGAACACCACUCCAUUGCCUUUAUACACACACUUUAAAGAAAACUACAAAAAUCUGUUUUUAUAGCAUGCCCUCAGCCACUGGUUUUGUUUGUUUUGUUUUGGGGGGUUUUUGUUUUUUUUGUUGUUGUUGCUGUUGUUGUUUUGGGGAGGGUGCAGUAAAUGACAUGUAUCUGCACAGAUAUUGAAAAUCCUGCUAAACCCUUGUCAAAGAUUUGCUUGUUUUAACAUUAGCCUAAUUUAUGAUGAGUGUGCACAAAUAAAUUUUAAAAGCUCAAAAGGUG